AUGACGCUCCCGAGCGUGAAAUCCCUACGUGAUGUGUCUCGACUUGCUCAGCCGACGAUUCGAACGCUUGUUUAUGAUGGCUCGCGAAACAAUUUGAAAAUCGGAAAGAACACAAAGGUUCUUGUACAAGGGUUUACGGGCAAACAAGGAACUUUCCAUGGCAAGCAAAUGAUUGAGUACAACACGAGAGUUGUGGGCGGCGUUUCACCGAAUAAAGCCGGACAAACGCAUCUUGGUCUUCCAGUUUUCGGAACUGUUGCCGAAGCCAGGAACAAGACUGGUUGUGAUGCCACUGUCAUUUACGUUCCACCUUCGGGAUGCGGUGCUGCCAUUGAGGAAGCUAUUGAUGCAGAGGUUCCAUUGAUUGUGUGCAUCACAGAAGGCGUUCCUCAACAGGACAUGGUUCGUGUCAAGGCCAAGCUCCUUAAACAAUCGCAUUCACGUCUUAUCGGCCCCAACUGCCCUGGAAUUAUCGCUGCAGAGCAAUGCAAGAUUGGAAUUAUGCCAGGACACAUUCAUAGGCGCGGUUGCAUUGGAAUUGUCUCCAGAUCGGGCACUCUUACUUACGAAGCGGUUCAUCAAACUUCCGCCGUUGGAUUGGGACAAACUUUGUGUGUCGGUAUUGGUGGCGACCCUUUCAACGGAACCAACUUCAUCGAUUGUCUUGAGGUGUUCUUGCAAGAUCCAGAGACAAAGGGAAUUAUUUUGAUUGGAGAAAUUGGAGGACAAGCCGAAGAACAGGCUGCUGCUUACUUGAAAGAACACAACAGUGGACCUGACUCAAAACCGGUCACCUCGUUUAUUGCCGGAGUUACUGCUCCUCCAGGUCGUCGUAUGGGUCACGCUGGUGCAAUCAUUGCCGGCGGUAAAGGAACAGCCACCGAUAAGAUCGAAGCAUUGCGUGCUGCUGGGGUUUACGUUACCAAUUCGCCUGCACAAUUGGGAAUAAUAGAGCGGCCUGCUUCUUGGAGCCAGUAUGAUGCUUCGAAAUUUUUUUUCAUA
Mesorhabditis belari is the source of this 1002-nucleotide messenger RNA. The record is from the annotation of a GenBank genome assembly. Lineage: Eukaryota; Metazoa; Nematoda; Chromadorea; Rhabditida; Rhabditidae.